UGAAGUUUCCAAAACAAUAACAACCUUUACCAGUCCAAAUUGCAGACACAGCAAACUCCAAAUUCACCUUAUCAAAAGUACGCUGAUUACAUAAGCCGUAAUUAACCGCACCGUCACAUCUCGUGAUAUCAAUCUUCACAGCAGAGUUGCACCUGCAGCUCCAGCUCAAAAUGUCACUCUCUAGCUAUGUAAACAAGAAAGUUCUAAUCUUAACUGCGGAUUCAAGAACACUGGUCGGUACGCUUUUGAGUUGUGAUCAACAGACUAAUUUGGUCCUAUCCCAGACUAUCGAGCGCAUAAUCCGACCUCCAGAAGAUAUCGAAGCUUCCAGUGAAGUCCCACACGGUCUCUAUCUAAUCCGUGGUGACAAUGUGGUUGUAGUUGGAUUGGUGGACGAGGAGCUGGAUGACAGCAUUAAUUGGGUGGAGGUUAGGGGAGCUGUCAUUGGAGGGACGAAACAUUCAUAAAUCAAUGUCCUUAAUCGAGCACUGCUCACUAUGGAUCAGUGUCUAGGGGCAUGGCAUUGGGUGGACGGAAUAGACGACUGCAAAUGAGGGAAAUCAAGGGGCCGAAGAAGGAAGGAGAAUGCGCGGGGAGAGAUACCAGAAUUUGGCAUUUACAAAAGUACGGACGAGCGUGAGUGCGUACUAGAUGGGUGGAAUGUUAUUAAUGUUGCAUUAUUUGGCGUUGAAUGGAGUGCCAUGAGAAAGGUCCUUUUUAUAUCCAUCCUUUUGAUAUUGUAUUGGCUAUGAAGAUGGCUCAAGCGAAUUCGAAUAUCAAGGGAGAUCUACCAAAAUUCGAGAUUAUAUAUAUCAUUGGAUCAGUGAGGUGUAACUAAAAAGCAUGUCAAGGCAUUUUUC
Messenger RNA from Botrytis byssoidea, 860 nucleotides. RefSeq lists its product as uncharacterized. Gene Ontology annotation, biological process: mRNA splicing, via spliceosome. The transcript is spliced from 3 exons. NCBI's taxonomy places the organism in Eukaryota, Fungi, Ascomycota, Leotiomycetes, Helotiales, Sclerotiniaceae. Bases 171 to 467 code for a protein of 98 amino acids. Gene Ontology annotation, cellular component: precatalytic spliceosome; U4/U6 x U5 tri-snRNP complex; U6 snRNP. Gene Ontology annotation, molecular function: RNA binding. The record is from RefSeq and is a predicted model, not a curated record.